This is a messenger RNA of Cuscuta campestris, 2715 nucleotides long. The record is from the annotation of a GenBank genome assembly. Lineage: Eukaryota; Viridiplantae; Streptophyta; Magnoliopsida; Solanales; Convolvulaceae.
GCGCUUCAUGCAUCCAUCUUCGAUCAGCUAUGAAGGCAUCAUCAUCAGGAACAAUACCAGUACUGGUAAUAACGGCCAGCAUCAUCGUCAUCGUCUUGUCUUGCCUGAGGAUGAGGAAAACGCGGCGGGGACGACGGGAACGGCCACCGCUGCCUCCGGGCCCCAAAGGGUGGCCAGUGGUAGGAAGCCUGCUGGAGAUGAUGAAGGCAGGGCGGCGGGGUACGAUGACGCCGUCGAGGUGGAUACUGAAGCUGAUGGGUGAAAUGGGGACGGAGAUGGCGUGCGUGCGUCUGGGAAACACUCACGUCAUCGCCGUCACCUCCCCGGAGCUCGCCACAGAGUUCUUGAGGAAACAGGACGAGUGUUUCUCAUCAAGGCCCACUUUCACGUCCCUAAAGCUCACCACGGGCGGGUUCAAGACCGUGUUCUCCAUGCCGCCGCACGCCAACUGGAAGCGGAUGAGACGAAUUCUGGCUUCCCACGUGCUCUCGCCCGCCACCCACGACUGGCUCCACGACAAGCGCGCGGACGAAGCCAACCAUCUCAUCCGCUUCCUCUACCACCACUACCACACCACCUCCGGAUCGCCCGUGAACGUGAGGGCCGUGGCGCGGCAGUACUGUGGGAAUGUCAUUCGGAGGCUGACCCUUGGGAAGAGAUCGUUUAAUAACGACGUCAACAACGACAACGACAACUUAUGGGGACCGCAAGAAGAAGAGCAUGUGGAGGCAUUCUUCACCCUCCUCAAAUACACCUUCGCCUUCGGCAUUGCGGACUACAUCCCAUGGCUCGCCCCGUUGGACAUCGACGGUCACAUUAGCAUCCUAACGAAAGCCGUCCACACGGCGAGAAAGUACAUCCACCCCGAAAUCGACGAGAGGAUUCUCAUGUGGAAGAACGGCAACAGGACGGUGAAAGAAGACAUGGCUGACGUUUUAAUCACCCUCGUGGACGAGGUCGAUGGAUCGCCACUGCUCACCCACCACGAGAUAAAAGACCUGAUUUUCGAAAUGAUGAUAGCAACAAUGGACAACCCAUCAAACGCUUUCGAGUGGGCGCUGGCGGAGAUGCUAAUGAACGGCCGUGGUGAAAUGCUAGAAAAAGCGAGAGAAGAGUUGGACAGGGUGGUGGGGAGGGAGAGGCUGGUGGAGGAGUCGGAUCUGCCUCGCCUGAACUACGUGAAGGCGUGCAUAAGGGAGGCAUUCCGACUCCACCCCAUUGCCCCCUUCAACGUCCCCCACGCUUCCACGAGCUAUGCGGUGGUGGGGGGCUAUUUCAUCCCCAAAGGGAGCGUGAUCCUUGUGAGCCGUUACGGGCUUGGUCGGAAUCCAAGGGUCUUCGAAGACCCGCUCAAGUUCAUGCCCGAAAGACACCUGGUGAAUAAUGGUAAUGAUCAUAAUGAUGAUGGAGAAGAAGAAAUGGUCAAGUUGGUGGAUCCAGAGUGUAGGAUACUGUCGUUCGGUACGGGGAGACGGGGCUGCGUUGGUGUGAGGUUAGGUACGGUCAUAACGACAAUGCUCUUCGCUCGUCUUCUCCAAGCCUUCACCUGGACCGCUCCCCUUCCUGUAUCUCUAACUGAAUGUUUGGAAAUGGGUUCGGAUCCAAAGAAAGUUUAUGGGUUUGAAGAAGUAGCCAAACACGACCAGACCAAUGAUUGCUGGGUUAUCAUCCAUGGAAAGGUGUAUGAUGUGAGUCCAUUCAUGGAAGAUCAUGCGGGGAGCGAGGUUUUGCUUGCAACAACUCGGAAGGAUGCGAGCAAAAACUUUGAGCAGGUCGGGCACAGCGAGGAUGCUCGAAACAUGAUGGGCAAGUAUUACAUUGGGGAGAUAGACUACAUGUCCACUGUUCCGUCAAAGCGCCUCUACACGGGCAGCCCACGCCGUCCCCAAGCUCAAGACGGCAUUAACUCCCACUACAAGAACCCGGAUUUCGUGAUCAAGGCUUUGCAGUUCCUCCUCGUGCCCCUCUUGAUUUUGGCAUCGGCAUUUCUGGUCCGUCGAUCUCUGCACCAAGGAGAGAAAUCCAGAAGGCUAAGGAAUAUCUCCACAUCUUGCCGAUCGAACAACACAAGUGUGAUUGCUGAGGCUAAUAUAUCAUUGAUGCAGUAACUGUUAAGCUUCCAAACCUUUGAGUGAACCUAUUGCCGAUGCAGUUCAAGCAAAUUAGUUAAAGAUCCAAUGGAAAUAAUCAAGUUGGCAAUCAUAAGUUAGAUGGGAGCUUAUCUGAAUGUUGACCAAAAAAAUUGAAAUGUCCAAACUUUAAAUUGGUCUGAGUUCUGAGCUGAGAGACGACAUAUCAGCUACACAAGAAGCUAUUCGAGGGAGGCUGUGGUUGUUUCAACUUGCCUUCCAAAUAUCAUCCCCUCCAUGGUGUCAAAGAAAUCUUCCUUUCUCGGGUUGUUUCAACUUUGCCUUCCAAAUAUGAAUUCGAGGGAGGAUAUCAGUUUCUUUGAUGAGGGAGCACAACUGAGAACCACAUAAAAGGCUUCCUUUCUCGGGUGGUAAUAGAGUUGCACCCUAGAGGCCGGGUGGUGCUGAUUAUGAAUCAAUUAUAUUCUAAGACAAUGGAAAAAUUAAUACCAUCAUUUGCUGCAUCUCUAGCAAAGCCGAUCACGGAACGACCUCUGUCUGAAGAGGAAGAAAGACCUCAUCAUCAGGUUUACCAUUACAACCACCCUUAUCAGAUUCCAGAUAUUUUGAAGAGCUUUAGAUUCGG